Messenger RNA from Peronospora matthiolae, 453 nucleotides. Lineage: Eukaryota; Oomycota; Peronosporomycetes; Peronosporales; Peronosporaceae. The record is from the annotation of a GenBank genome assembly.
AUGACCAAGCCGCCACUACUGCAAGGCGUUACACUGACGGAUGGCGGGCAGAAGACCGUCCAGGGCGAGACGCUCGGUCAAAACGGCGCCGUGCUCGCACUCUACUUUGCUGCAGACUGGUGCCCCAGACUGCCGCGUGUUUCAACCGACGCUUCGGUGACGGAUCAAGUUUCGCACUUAAACGAGAAGCAGCGCAACUGGUGGAUGGUCCCGUUUGAGGACGAAACGACGCGGUCGCAGCUCAAACGGACGUUUGGUGUUUGUGCCAAUGCUGAGACGAAGGGGCUGAGUCCAAUUGCCCGCAAGAAAGGGAUUCCGGCGCUUGUGGUGAUUCGUCCGAAUGGAGACGUUGUGGACUUCGAGGCAGGGGCGACGAUCGAGCGGGAGGGGUGUCGAGCUGCUACAGCGUGCUGCUCUGUUGGUGCAGCACCUCUGACCAUCUUGGCAGUGUAG